This is a messenger RNA of Scleropages formosus (Asian bonytongue), 2604 nucleotides long. RefSeq names its product synapsin-2-like. The record is from RefSeq and is a predicted model, not a curated record. Gene Ontology annotation, biological process: neurotransmitter secretion. Bases 184 to 2046 code for a protein of 620 amino acids. Gene Ontology annotation, molecular function: ATP binding. The transcript is spliced from 13 exons. NCBI's taxonomy places the organism in Eukaryota, Metazoa, Chordata, Actinopteri, Osteoglossiformes, Osteoglossidae. Gene Ontology annotation, cellular component: synaptic vesicle; synaptic vesicle membrane.
UGGAUCGGGGAGGGAACACACUUGUCUCAGGGCUGCAUGGAGAUCUGAGCCCAUCAGCUGCGCCUUCGGAGGUGGAGUCAAGCCCCCAGAUAGCGUUCGACUGCCUUCCCCCCUGCACCUGCCUCCCUUGCUGACUCCCCUCGCACCACCUGCGAGCGCUCAGCUCCCCCGCCGGCUCUAGCCAUGAACUACCUGCGUCGUCGCCUGUCUGACAGCAGCUUCAUUGCCAACUUGCCUGAUGGAUACAUGACGGACCUCCAGAGACCCGACCCUCCUCCUCAGCCCCCUCCAAAACCAGCACCUGUGGGCGCAGCUCCAGCGGCGUCCGCCGCCGCCUCCGCCUCCGCUGCGUCGGAGCGAAGACCCCAACCUGCCCAACCCACCCAGCCAACCCAACCUGCCCAGUCCGCUGGAGUGGGGUUCUUCAGCUCCAUCACCAACGUGGUCAAGCAAACGGCUGCCUCGGCCGGGCUGGUGGAGCAGACCGCUGUCGGUGCCUCCAAAAAGUUCAAGAUCCUGCUGGUCAUCGACGAGGCUCAACAGGACUGGGUCAAGCUGUUCCGAGGGAAGAAGAUUCAGGGAGAACAUGACAUCAAAGUGGAACAGGCUGAAUUCUCGGAGAUCAGCCUCGUGUCGCAUGCCAACGGAACAUGCAACGUGCACGUCCAGGCCUUCAGGAACGCGACCAAGGUCGUCAGGUCUUUCAUGCCUGAUUUUGUUCUAAUUCGCCAACAUGCCUUCAGCAUGGUGGAGAACGAGGACUUUCGAAACUUGAUCAUCGGCCUCCAGUAUGCCGGCAUUCCCAGCGUCAAUUCCCUGGAGUCUGUCUACAACCUCUGUGAUAAACCCUGGGCGUUUGCUCGGCUAAUAAGCGCCUACAAGAAGCUCGGCCCCGAAGCGUUCCCGCUGAUCGAACAAACCUUCUAUCCAAACUAUAAAGACAUGGUCACUAUGCCGACAUUUCCUGUAGUAGUGAAAAUUGGACACGCUCACUGUGGCAUGGGAAAGGUGAAGGUGGCCAACCACAGUGGAUUUCAAGACAUUGCCAGUGCGGUGGCCCUAACCCAUGCCUACACCACAACCGAGCCCUUCGUCGAGUCUAAGUAUGACAUUAGGAUUCAGAAGAUUGGGAGCAACUAUAAAGCAUACAUGAGAACCUCGAUUUCUGGGAGCUGGAAGACAAACACCGGUUCUGCAAUGCUUGAACAAGUGGCCAUGACAGACAGGUAUAAGCUAUGGGUGGACACGUGCUCAGAGAUCUUUGGAGGCUUGGACAUCUGUGCGGUCAAAGCCAUUCAUGGCAAGGAUGGAAAAGACUACGUCACAGAGGUGGUAGGCUCCUCCAUGCCGCUGAUCGGCGAGUACCAGGCCGAGGACAAGCAGCACAUCUGUGACUUGGUUGUGGCCAGAAUGAACCAGGCAGUUGCAAGACAAGCUGCAAGGUCGUCCCAGAGGCCCACCACGGUUCAACCAUCCCAGAAAACACCUCCAGAAGACGCCUUGGUGAAUCCCGGCAAGAUGGCAACACAGCGCCCUGCUCCUCAAGGGGUCGCAGUGAAACCCCGAGAAUCUCAAUUACAAAGACAGGACCCCUCAGCAGAGCCGAACCAAAGUGUUUCUGCCCAGCAACUAACUUCGUUCAGAGGCGGUCAGCAGCCACGGGCCAUGGGUCAUGACCUGCCUGAUGACCAGCCUUCCAAAGCACGGCAUCAAACACCCAAAGCGCCGUCUCAGCAAAAUUCAAAACCUCAAGUUCAGCCCCAGGUUCCCACAAAGGGCAAGACCCAAGCCCAGGUUGAGCCCGAAGGCCCACCUCAGCAACAGGCUCGGGACCCGACCCCAACCCAGACUCAGUCAACCACAGAGGAGCAGACUACAGACAAAGGAAAGGCACGGUCCCAACCACAGCUCAAUAAAUCCCAAUCCCUGACCAACGCCUUCAGUUUCGGCAGCUCCUCCUUCUUCCGCUCCAGCAGCGAGGACCAGGCUAAGGCCGAGACCAUUCGCAGCCUCCGGAAGUCCUUCGCUAGUCUGUUCUCCGAUUAGCUUGAAGACAUCUCGUUUAUAUGAGGAAUCACAAGCGAUGCGUCGAGACGUGUGCAUCCCAUUGCAUUUCACCCUAAAUAAUGUCUGUCCAACCUGUCUUUGUCCAUUUUUGUGUUCAAUGAGAUGUUCAAUGUUCUCAUCUUUUUUCUUUUUUUUUUUCUGGCCACAGAUAUGAAAAAGCAGAAGCCAUUUACCACACCCCAAACAACGUACUGUGGUUUGUUUACCCAGUUUUGUAUAGGGGCCGGACUGCAGCGCUGUUAAACUGUGCAACUGUGAAAAACAUAUGUGGCAUCUUUCGAUGUUGUGCCUAAACCGUACUUGUGUUUGCUCUUGGAAAAUUUCUAAUGUGUGUGUGUGUGUCCCCGUGUAGUGAUAUGUCUAUGUGAGAAUGCAUGUUUCAGGUCACCGCAAGCGGGUUUUCGCAGCUUUAUGUAACUUCAGUGUCAGACGUACUUACACAGACACACGUUUCUCAUCGAAACCAGAUACACCCACGUUGGCAAAGGAGACGGCACAGCUUCCCGAUGCGGCGCCAACCAUUUACACUUAUUUAGC